Messenger RNA from Anopheles bellator, 1903 nucleotides. RefSeq names its product tRNA (guanine(26)-N(2))-dimethyltransferase (gene Trm1). Gene Ontology annotation, molecular function: RNA binding. NCBI's taxonomy places the organism in Eukaryota, Metazoa, Arthropoda, Insecta, Diptera, Culicidae. Bases 1 to 1725 code for a protein of 574 amino acids. The record is from RefSeq and is a predicted model, not a curated record. Gene Ontology annotation, biological process: tRNA N2-guanine methylation. The transcript is spliced from 5 exons. Gene Ontology annotation, cellular component: nucleus.
AUGCGACAACCAUCUAAUUUCGAAAACACGAUGGUGGACGGCGGAACAACGGCCAGUGCCUCGAUGAAGACAAUCCGCGAAGGAAGUGCCGAAAUACUGGUGGCCGAACAUGUCUUCUACAAUCCGGUGCAGGAGUUUAACCGCGAUCUAAGCAUCUGCGUGCUGAACACUUUCUCGCGGAUCUACCAGCGAGAGAAGCUACAAGAACAACAGCGAAAUGGUGAGCCCAACAGAACGGUGGUGCCCCUUGAAGCUGGUGUUAAAUACGAAAGCGGUUUGCGCAUCCUCGAAGCUCUUUCAGCGACGGGACUUCGGAGCAUACGCUACGCAAAAGAGGUGCGUGGCGUGCGAGAAGUGAUUGCAAACGAUUUAUCGAAAUCCGCUGUUGAGUCGAUCGAGCAGAACGUGAAACACAACGGACUGGAGAACCUUAUCACUCCCAGCUUCAACGAUGCAAUGACGCUCAUGUACAUGUCAACGAAACCGGAUCAACGUUUCACGGCAAUCGAUCUGGAUCCGUACGGCCACCCAAGCCGGUUCCUCGACGGGGCCGUCCAGAGCGUUGAGGACGGUGGGUUGUUGUUAAUCACAGCCACGGACAUGGCCGUUCUGGCCGGCAACACGCCAGAAGCAUGCUACGUCAAGUACGGUUCGGUGCCACUGAAAACCAAAGCGUGCCACGAAAUGGCACUGCGCAUUUUGCUGCGAUGCCUCGAAACGACCGCCACCCGAUAUGGGCGUUACAUUCGACCGCUGUUGUGUAUUUCGGCCGACUUCUACAUCCGGGUGUUUGUUCGCAUCUACACCGGACAGUACGCGUGCAAGAAGAGCAGCAGCAAACAAGCGAUGGUGUUCCAGUGUACGGGUUGCGAGUCGUUUACGCUGCAACCACUGGGUGUGCUCAAACCGAACCCUACCGAAACCAACCCCAAGCAGAUCAAGUUUGGCCUACCGACUGGACCAUUUAUCGGGAGCCGCUGCGAGCAUUGUAACCAUCAGCACCAUAUGGGUGGCCCGAUAUGGUCGGCUCCGUUGCACGAUGAUGAGUUCCUCGCAGAGUUGGCGCAUACAGUCGAAGAAGAGGAAGCAACGCAUCUAACGACGAUACGGCGCAUCUGCGGCACGCUGGCGGUGAUACGCGAAGAGCUACCGGACGUUCCCCUUUACUACACGUUGGAUCGCCUCUGUGGCAUUUUAAAGCUGGAAUCGAUUUCGAUGUUAAAGUUCCGUUCGGCACUCCUGCACGCCGGGUACAGGGUUUCGUACUCCCAUGCCAAUCGCACGUCCAUCAAAACGGAUGCUCCGAUCGGAGUGCUGUGGGAUAUUCUGCGCUGCUGGCACCGUGUACAUCCAGUUAAGGCGGACCGCUUUCUGGAGGGUGUACCUCUGAGUGCAAUUCUCGCCAAACCGCCAUCUCGUGAGUACAACCUGGACGAGCUGCAUCCGGAAGCGAAUCCUCCUAGCCGAAAAGAAUCGAUGAUGCGAUUUCAGGAAAACCCAGCCGCCCAUUGGGGCCCUGGAACCAGGGCAACACUUAUGAUUAGCGAAGGUAAAAUGUUGAAAAGUGUUCAAAAUCAGAACAAGCGAAAGCAAAAACGAACGCAGACAAAGGCCGCAUUGGCCGUGCUAAACGAUGUCAAGGUUCCGGCUGGCACAUCGCCAGAACGGAAAAUAGCCAGGACAGGCGGAACCGAGGGUGGCAGUCCUUCGCAGGUAGAAGCUUGAAGCAACACGUUGUACCGGUUGCGUGAGUCGUUAUGGAAAUUCUGGGUCGAUUCGGGGGCCGCGGUUUCUAUGGCGGGAAAAGAAAAAUCGAUUAAACGUGAGCAAGCUGUAGUUGAAUCACAUCGAAGUAGCCUGUGAACUAUCGUCAAGAGAUGCACUUUACGUGAAGUGCUAAGGA